Molecule: messenger RNA, 1002 nt
Organism: Aspergillus puulaauensis
Lineage: Eukaryota; Fungi; Ascomycota; Eurotiomycetes; Eurotiales; Aspergillaceae
Exons: 2
Coding region: 1-1002 (333 amino acids)
Biological process (GO): secondary metabolic process
Source: RefSeq, a predicted model, not a curated record
AUGGUAUCUUUAAAAACCGUCCAAGCAACAAACGCCCGCCUUCGGGCAAUCCCCAACAUAACCGCCCUGUUCGUCGGCGGCACAAGUGGCAUUGGCCAGAGCACCCUGCGCCAGCUCGCCCGACACGCCGACAGCCCUACAGCGUACAUCGUCGGCCGCAGCCAGGCCCGCGCUACACCCUUCCUGUCCGAGCUCCAGCAAACAAACCCCAAGGGCCGCUUCCACUUCAUUGAAGCAGACGCAUCCCUGGCGCGCAAUGUCGACGCAGCUUGUAAAGAGAUUCUCGCCAAGGAGAAACACUUGAACUUCCUCUUCAUGACGCCUGGGGGGAUUUCCCUCGGGGGGCGAAACGAAACAAUUGAAGGAAUAGACCACCUCUUCUCGCUCCGCUACUACGCCCGAAUGCGCUUCAUCCAGAACCUGCUCCCCCUGCUCUCCUCGACCCCGUCCUCAGCCCCAAGCCGCGUAGUGAGCAUCUACGGCGGCGGGUUCGAAUUCCCCAUCAACACAUCCGACCUGGACCUGAAACACACCUUCUCCCUCUUAAACGCAUACAAGCACUCCAUCACCAUGACCUCGCUGGCGAUGGAGCAUCUCGCGACAACGAACCCGGCUGUGGGCUUCGUGCAUGCAUACCCGGGUCUUGUGGGGACGAAUAUCUAUUCCAAUAGCUUUCCGGCGCCUGUGGCGGCGGUGUAUAAUUAUUUGAUGUGGCCGCUGAUGUGGCCGUUCUCGGUGGAUUUGGCAGAGGCCGGGGAGAGGCAUUUGUUUCAUUUGGCUUCGGGGAGGUAUCCUUCCAGGGAUGGAGCUGGUGUUCAGGUUGGGGAGGGUGAGGUGGCGACGGGGAUUACGGGGGAGAAGGGCGGUGGUGCGUAUUUGUUGGAUUGGAAGGGCGAUGUUAGAGGCAGUGCGAAGAUUCUGGAGAAGUACCGUGAGCAGGGCGUUGCAGAGAUGGUUUGGAGACAUACGGAGGGGCUGUUGGAGGAAGCUGUUAAGCGGUGA